Molecule: messenger RNA, 1782 nt
Organism: Diversispora eburnea
Lineage: Eukaryota; Fungi; Glomeromycota; Glomeromycetes; Diversisporales; Diversisporaceae
Source: the annotation of a GenBank genome assembly
AUGGACCCUUGUGCAGAUGAGUUAUUAAUUACAGAAGACCCUGACGACCGAGCAAUUCAUCAAUUGGUGCUCGACUACCUCAUACAUAAUUGCUAUGGAGAAACAGCAAAAAUUAUCUUUAAAGAUAGCCAGUAUUUAGGUGUUACAUCUAAGGAGGACCAUUACACUAAUGGUUUCAAUCAAACUGACUCGAUUCCAAAUGGUAAUACUUCGUUUGACUCUAUGUAUGCAGGAAAAUUUGAUGCAGAUGGGGACUUGGAAAUGAAAGACUCAAAUCUGGAGAAGUUGGUUCAUGUUAAUAACUCCAAUAAUUCUUUAUCACAAGAGUCCAAUAACUCAAAGAUUCUUACAUUACUGGAUAGCAAAAAAAUAGAAAAAAAUGGAUUUGAUGUAGAAUUCGCUUUGAAAAGCCUUGAUAUAAGAAAACAAAUACGUGAAUACAUAAAAGUUGGUAAUAUCUCGGCUGCGUUAUCACUGUGCCAAACAUCUUUCCCAGAAAUUAUAUCAGCAAAUGGAGAUGAUCUAAAAUCGAUAGAAAUUUGUUUCAAGCUUCAUACACAGCAAUUUAUAGAAAUUGUGCGUUCGGGAAAUGCUAUUGAAGCUUUAAUGUUCGCACAAACGGUGUUAGACAAAUUUACAGAACCACAUUUCCCGAAUGAACAGAAAUUUCGUGAAGAGUUAAAUGAAGUGAGUUCAAUAAUGGCAUAUACUGACCCGGAAACUUCACCUUCCGCAAGAUUUUUUUCUCAAGCACGUCGCGAUCAAUUGGCAGACGAAAUAAAUAAUGCAAUAUUAUCUCGUGGGCAUCAAAUGAGUGAAUCAGUACUCGAAAAAAUUAUAAAACAGGCGACAGUAGCACGUGAAUAUUUACAUCACGCUAUUCCAAAGGGACAAAGAUCAAACAAGGUGAUAUCAACGAUUAUAGCUUUGGUAAUAAGUGUGAGGUCAUCAUUACAUUUCGAAGCAUUUGCUAUGCAUAAUUGGGUUAUAUUUUUGGAAGCGAUUAAUUCUCGUAUGCUUAUUGUUUUGGAACCAAUAAAUAAAUCUUUUACUACCAAGAAAUUACAAUUGGUUGAAGGAAUGCCUAUUUUUAUCGGAAGAGCGACAAGUAAAAAUACUAUACCGAAAGAAAAUAAUGGUUAUUUCAGUAGUAAAGUACUUUCCAGAAGACAUGCCGAAAUUUGGUAUUUAAAAUCCAUUAACGGAACUUUUGUAAAUGAUAAUUGUAUUAGUGCAGGAAAUCGGGAAGGUGAUUCAGUAGAAAUUUUUGAUGGCGAUACUUUGGAAUUUGGUCUUGAUAUAAUUAAUACUGCCGAUGUACGAAAACAAAUGCUCAAUAAAGUAGUUGCUAAAGUGAACAUAAUCUCAUCCCCAGAAUUCGUUCUGAAAAAUAUAUCAAGUGAAACAAAAAAUCGUCAUCCCGAAAAUUUUUUUUAUUCAAAGUUGGAGUUACGAUGUGCUUAUGAAGAGAAUCAAAUUUUAUCAAAUAUUACCGAAAAUCUCAAUGAUUUGAGUCAAUCGAUUGAAGAUAAGACCAAUCAUCAUCUUUUCGAAAGACUUGAAGAAACUCAAUCCAAAUUUAAUAUACAUAUGAAAAAUUGUAAAAAGGAAAAGUCAACUUUAGUUCUCAAUUUUAAUCGUAGGAUGGAACAUGUUCUCGCCAUAGUUAAUGAAUAUAAAAACAAAUGUCAAUUAUACGAAAAAAAGGUUUUAAAUCAACAAUCAAUUGCGAGAAGCUCAAGAGACGAUAACGAGAGUAGUCAACGAAAAUUCAAUUCUUAA